Dovyalis caffra is the source of this 444-nucleotide messenger RNA. The record is from the annotation of a GenBank genome assembly. NCBI's taxonomy places the organism in Eukaryota, Viridiplantae, Streptophyta, Magnoliopsida, Malpighiales, Salicaceae.
AUGUUUGGAUGCGACUGCCGCUUCGAUGUGUGGGAGACAGUCGGAGGUAAAGCCCAAGCUAAGUUCGGAAAAACUACCAAGCUUAGCAUUGGCGGAAUACUCAUACUCGGCCUAGGCAAACCGGGCAUGCUCGGACUCGAUAGGAAAAUCGAGCAAUUCUUGGCCUCUAAUCUAAGGCUCGGACGGGGAAAGGCUGGACGAUCUAUGUGCUUGGGACUCGUCGGCCUAAGUGGCGUAAAGAAUGUUUGUUAUGUAGGACGGGAAGAUGAUGUACUUGGUACCGAAAGUGAAGCUAGAGUAGAUAUGACGAGCAUGGUUAUUAGAGUAGAGCAAUCAACCAAUGGUUUUACUCGAAAGCUCUCGAGGGCGACCACUAAAAGAUGGAGUAGAAGUGCUAAAAGGGGUGCUGUGGGGGUUCUUAUCACCUUAGUGGCUAUAUGUUGA